UGAAUUGGGUUUUGAGAUAGAAAGAAAUUAGAUAAUCAUUAUUUUCCUCCUAAUGGUUCAAGAGCUUAAUAUUGGUUCUAAUGAAGCUAUGUUCAAUGGUGGUUUCUUUGAUUCUUCCGAACAAUUUCAUAACUCAGUAGUAGAUCCAAUAACCAAUAAUAAUGUUGUUUCUGGGUUUCCGAGCUCUGAUUUCAAGAGAAUCAAACUUUCCUCUGAGUCCAACCAACCGGAAUUGGAUUUUCACACUUGUGGAGAAGCAAGUCCUCUUGGUUUGACAUUGAAGAAGACACCAUCUUUUCUCAACUUGGUAGAGAUGACCUUAUCUCACUCAAGGAGCAAAAACUGCUCAACUGGGACACAUCACACAUCGUCGAUUCAAGAACAUUGUCGAGCAAAGAAGAAUGCUUUUGUGUCUCAACCGAUGUCUGAGAAGUUGAAGGCCUCAAACUUCCCUGCAUUGUUGCUCAAAAUUGGCUCAUGGGAGAGAAAAUCUUUGCACGAAGGCGAUUUGGUAGCAAAGUGUUAUUAUGCCAAGAAGAAAAUUGUGUGGGAAGUUUUAGAGGGGGCUUUGAAGAGUAAGAUCGAAAUACAAUGGUCUGAUAUUGAAGCAAUUAGAGCCAUUAUUCGCGAUGAUGAGCCAGGAAUUUUGGAAAUUGAGUUAAACCAACAACCUCAGUUCUUCAAAGAGACAAAUCCGCAGCCACGGAAGCAUACACUUUGGCAACAGGCGAUGGACUUUACUGGAGGUCAAGCCCCCAUUUACAGGAGACAUUACAUCAAAUUUCCUCCAGGAACGCUUGACAAACACUAUGAGAAACUUUUGCAAUGCGACAAACGAUUGUUAGAACUCAGCCAAAAACCUUUCCCAAGGAUGGAAUCUCCUUUUUUCUACUCAAACAUCUAUGAGGUUACCGACAUCCCUUUUGAUUUCACUGUGCGUCGAUCACAAUUCCCUUCCACGUUGCAACAUUGUUUUUCAACUAUUCUUACAUCUUUAGUUCCUGCCCAUCCGAUUCAAAAUUUCAAGCUAACAACCAGACAACCCUUUGGCAUUAUGGACUCAAAUUCACUAAUGUCAGUUAUGGAUUUUCCACGCACAUAUGAGAACGGUCAACAAGGAAACAAUGUCGAAAAUGUUUUAGCAAGGGAAGAUCAAAUACAAGCCAAUGCCAAUGCUGCCUUUUCUUGUCAAGGAUAUCCAAACACUGGGUUACUUGGUGACAUCAAAAACCAUUUUCUAGGUGACUCACAAAAUGUAUGCUCCAAUGAGAGAACGCUCCUUGCCAGAGUGAGUUCAAUGUGUUCAUUGCUCGAUCCAUUUGAGGUGGAAAAUCCCCAAAACGACGAUUCCAUGAAUCAAUUGGAGUAUAAACAAGGAAAAUUUAGUGAUGAUCACUUAAUUUUGGGUACAACCGAGCAUUCUGGAGUAGAUGGCGGGCUAUGCUACCCACAACCCAUUUGUUGCUUGGCUCCACGAGUUUCUGACGAGAGCCAUAUGACGCAUCUUCCGAGGGACAAUUCAUCGUAUCCGUAUGAUUUCUAUCAUCCCGAGGUGAAUGAUUAUGGAUUUGUUGACACUGGCCACGACGUCCACCAAUAG
Messenger RNA from Camellia sinensis, 1600 nucleotides. The record is from RefSeq and is a predicted model, not a curated record. NCBI's taxonomy places the organism in Eukaryota, Viridiplantae, Streptophyta, Magnoliopsida, Ericales, Theaceae.